GAAAUGGAAAAGGAAAUUAAGAAUGUAUUCCGAGGAGGAAACCAGGACGAGGUGCUCAGCGAAGCUUUUCGGUUAACGAUCACCCGGAAAGACAUCCAGACCCUCAAUAACCUGAACUGGCUCAACGAUGAGAUAAUUAAUUUCUAUAUGAAUUUGCUGAUGGAGCGGAGCAAAGAAAAGGGUUUACCAGCAGUUCAUGCAUUCAAUACUUUCUUCUUCACCAAAUUGAAAACAGCGGGGUACCAAGCUGUGAAAAGAUGGACUAAAAAAGUGGAUAUCUUCUCAGUGGACCUCCUCUUGGUGCCUAUUCAUCUGGGAGUGCAUUGGUGCCUAGCAGUCGUCGAUUUCAGGAAAAAAUCCAUCACCUACUAUGACUCCAUGGGUGGAAUAAACAGCGAGGCCUGCAGGAUACUGUUGAGGCUUUUAUUGGUUGAAUGCAGUGGGAGGAUCACUCCGGGAAGAAGGGACGGAGGUCCUAUUCAUGGUUAGUGACCCUUUCAUGCUUUCAAUCUUUAGAGCUUCCUAAAGGUGGUGAGUGUCUCACAGCUAGCCAGAUCUUAGAGGGCAAUGGAUGCAAUGCAAGGCUGGCCAGGCUGCAGGGACUGCAGGUGUUGGCAGUCUGGUAGCUGGGCCUUGCUGCUGGGCCUGGUUUGGCAUCUGGGCUUUCACACAGCUUGGCUGUGAGUCCUGGAGAGAGUUUGCAGAAAGCUGCCCCUGCUUUGUCAGGGCUUUUCCUCGAGGAAAAGGUCUUGCACUGGAGCAGAUGUGAACCAACCUGUUACAGUCAGUGUCUUGAUUCUGGUGUGCUGGUGCUGGAGGCAGAAGGCUGAAGGGAUGGAGCACACAAAGCUGGUCGUGCCUGUGGAAUCUUAUCUGCUGCUUGCUGCAGCACUGGAAGUGCUGACCUUCGUGUGCCGUUUUCUUCAAGGCUUUUAGACAUUGUUGAUUUCAGUCAUUCCUCGAGACACCUGCUCAGGGUUCUGUGUGUGAGCUGUAGAGGGCAAGAAUCCUCUUUCAGGUUUAGGAAAAUGAGAUUAAAAGCCUGCGGUGUUUGAUUGGGGGAUGUCAGGCGUGUUGGUUUCUGGCUUGGCAAGUCGAUUAUGUUUAAAAGCCUUUGUGUCAGGCUUCUCUCCUCGAGGUGUUCACCUGGCACAACAAAGUCCUGCCUCCCAGGGCAGGCUCACAGGUUGAAGCUGAGGCAUUUUCCUUCAGUUACCUCCUUAGGAAGUCAUUCAAGCUGUCACCCAGGCUGAUCAGCACCGUGUGGUGAUGCUCUCUGUCCUGUGUGCCUGCCGGGUUGCUGGUGGGAAGCAGCAGAGGUGAUGGGCACAAGGAACUGUGAGCUGUGCUUGGCGAGUUGCUGCCUUGCUCUUCGAGAAAACAGCUCAGCAUCUCCUGCUGCUGCGUGUGGG
Messenger RNA from Lagopus leucura (white-tailed ptarmigan), 1412 nucleotides. RefSeq names its product sentrin-specific protease 1-like. Gene Ontology annotation, cellular component: nucleus. NCBI's taxonomy places the organism in Eukaryota, Metazoa, Chordata, Aves, Galliformes, Phasianidae. Gene Ontology annotation, molecular function: deSUMOylase activity. The transcript is spliced from 4 exons. The record is from RefSeq and is a predicted model, not a curated record. The annotation marks the transcript as partial. Gene Ontology annotation, biological process: protein desumoylation.